Messenger RNA from Pyricularia pennisetigena, 2019 nucleotides. RefSeq lists its product as uncharacterized. The transcript is spliced from 5 exons. The record is from RefSeq and is a predicted model, not a curated record. Gene Ontology annotation, molecular function: FAD binding. NCBI's taxonomy places the organism in Eukaryota, Fungi, Ascomycota, Sordariomycetes, Magnaporthales, Pyriculariaceae. The coding region runs from base 1 to 2019 and encodes 672 amino acids.
AUGGUCCGGCGCACCAGCGCGGCCGUCUCGGCGAUCGAGUCGACGGUGCCCGGAGCCACUGCCCCGACCGUCGUGAACGCCGUCAACCCGACCGAGCAGUUGGACACCAGGACCUCGCCCUCCUCCCCGCGGCGGCAGCAGCCUCCCCGCCAGCGCCCGGCGCAUGUUGUACGCGAUGUUGAGCGACAGCAGCCUGCCGGGCCAGCGGGCGAGGUGCAGCGUCGCGUACCGGCUCCACCAGGCCACCAGGACGUCCCCCUCGCUCACCCAGGGCUGCGGCCCGUCGCCCUCGGGGUCUGCGGGCUGGUUGGCAGCCAGGCGUGCCAGCACGUCCUGCCGCAGGCGCGCGAGGAAGGGUUCAGGAACGCAGACGAGGCGGCUUUCGCACCCGCGGUGCCACGCGAGGUUCUCCCAGGUGCGGCGCAUCACCCACAGCAGCGUGCGCAGCGGGUGUGGGUGGAAGCGCCGGCGGGCGGGACGCGGCGGCCGCGCAGCACCAGGGACCAGGCGUCCAGCACGGCGCCGAGCCCUGUGAUGUCGCAGAGCGAGUGCAGGCAGCUGACCGCCACCGUGGUGCCGUCGCGAAAAGUGACCACGUGGAGUUUGAGCUGCGGCGAGCCGCAAGCGAUCCAUUCUCCAGAACCCCUGGGUGCGCCGGCACGCCGCGCCAGGGGGGGGGAGGGUGUCGGGAUCGAGUACGACGCUCGGCUUGUCGCCGCAGAGCGCCUGAGAAUAGUCAUCGUCGGCGGCUCCAUCUCAGGUCUUGUUCUGGCGCACGCUCUACAGCGGAUGAACAUUGACUAUGUUCUCUUGGAAGGCAGAGGAGAAUUCGCACCACAGAUAGGGGCGUCGGUGGGGAUCCUGCCCAACGGAGCCCGCGUGCUUGACCAGAUUGGCGUGUACAGCGCCAUCGAGGCCAUAUCGGAGCCCCUGGGCGUGUCGGGUCUUUACUACCCUGACGGUUAUCGCUACCAUAGUCCAUACGCCAGGACCACUCACGAAAGCGUACGGGUACACUGCGCCGACGGGACCGUGUACACUGGCGAUCUGGUUGUAGGUGCGGAUGGCAUCCACAGCAAGAUCCGCAGUGAAAUUUGGCGGAGGCUGGGCCCAGAAGACGUUUCUUCUGCUCUGCCUCAGAGGGAGGCUAAAUACAUCAAAGUGGAGUUCUCAUGCGUGUUUGGCAUCUCGCGCGACGUCCCAGAGCUCAAGGCUGGCGAGCAGACGAUGAACUUUCUCGACGGCCGAGGGGCCCUCAUCGUCAUCAAUUCCAAGGACGAUGUAGUUUUCUGGCUCCUCGUCAGGAAGAUGGAGCUGUCAUAUACCUAUGAAACCGCACCGAAGUUUGGCGAGGCUGACAUUGUCAAAGCUUGCACGCCGCUGCUUGACGUUGUGGUUCAAGACGAGGGCGGCGUCACAUUCCGUAAGGUCUGGACCAGCAGGACGGCCUGCAGCAUGUUGGCCAUGGAAGAGGCCGUCUUCCAGGCGUGGACUCAUGGGAGAAUGGUCUGUAUUGGCGACAGCAUCCACAAGAUGACCGUCAACUUCGGGCAGGGAGCAAACAUGUGCAUUGAAGAUGUCGCCGUGCUUGUGAACCUGCUCCACCGGUGCCUGGCCGAGAAGGAACCAGGCGAAAAGCCGUCUGACUUGGAGGUUUCCGCACUCCUGGACCGUUUCAACAAGAACCACGUGUCAAGAGUGACUGAGGUGUGCCAAGUCUCGGAAACGGUGACAAGAUUCCACGCCCGAGAUGGGGCCAUCAGAUCUUUCGCUGCAAGAUACGUCAUGCCAUGGAUCAUGGACUGGAUUCAGACCAAGCCCUUCCGAAUGUUUGCCGGCGGUCAGAUGAUCGAAUUUCUCCCGGUUCCAGAAAGGGUGCUUGCAAACGCCACCUGGGGGCAGUACGCUCCGCAGGCAGCGACUGCCAGAUGGCCAUUGGUAGCUUCGGCUUGUGGGUUAAUCUCGAGUUGCUACCUGCUUCUGGUAAACAGCAAGGGACGGGAGUCACGGGCUGUGUAG